Messenger RNA from Salvia miltiorrhiza (redroot sage), 675 nucleotides. RefSeq lists its product as uncharacterized. The transcript has a single exon. NCBI's taxonomy places the organism in Eukaryota, Viridiplantae, Streptophyta, Magnoliopsida, Lamiales, Lamiaceae. The record is from RefSeq and is a predicted model, not a curated record. Bases 1 to 675 code for a protein of 224 amino acids.
AUGAACAAGCUCGUCGCCACCGAUAGAUUUUUUCAGCAACACCCUAAUGCAGCUGGCCGUCUUGGUAUGUCUCCAAUUCAAAAAUGUACUGCGGCUAUGAGGGUGUUGGCAUAUGGCACCUCAGCCGAUUUGCAUGACGAAUACUUACGAAUGAGUGCCCAAGUCAUUCGUAAAUCAGUCAUCAAAUUUGUUGAAGGUGUCAUUUCCAAUUUCGGAGCUGAGUACCUCAGAAAGCCAACUGAAGAAGAUAUGGUGACUCUUCUUCAUAUCGGAGAACGGCGAGGGUUCCCAAGCAUGAUGGGCAGUAUUGACUGUAUGCAUUGGGAAUGGAAAAAUUGCCCUACUGCAUGGGCAGGGCAAUAUGCAGGACGAAGCGGCACGCCAACAAUUAUUCUGGAAGCAGUUGCAUCACAAGACCUAUGGAUCUGGCAUGCAUUUUUUGGAACCCCAGGUUCAAGAAAUGAUAUCAAUGUACUUGAUCAAUCGCCUGUUUUUGACGAUAUAUUGGAAGGUCGAGCACCUAAGAUCAAUUAUAUCGUUAAUGGCCGCGAAAGGAAUAUAGGAUAUUAUCUCACCGAUGGUAUAUAUCCUCAAUGGGCGGCAUUUAUCAAAUCUAUUCCUGCUCCACAACUUCGAAAGCACCAGUUGUUUGCUCAACAUCAAGAGGCUGCCUGA